This is a messenger RNA of Scleropages formosus (Asian bonytongue), 3038 nucleotides long. Its product is annotated as CD276 antigen homolog. The transcript has 8 exons. Gene Ontology annotation, cellular component: external side of plasma membrane. NCBI's taxonomy places the organism in Eukaryota, Metazoa, Chordata, Actinopteri, Osteoglossiformes, Osteoglossidae. The coding region runs from base 1054 to 2019 and encodes 321 amino acids. Gene Ontology annotation, biological process: cellular response to lipopolysaccharide; cell surface receptor signaling pathway; T cell costimulation. The record is from RefSeq and is a predicted model, not a curated record.
GUGUGUCACUCAGACGCGCUGCUCAUGACACCUCCAGCCGGUGCCGGCGGCUCUUCCUCUUUCUGAAGAAGCGCUCAGCAGAACAAGUCGUUCUCGAGCUCGUGUCGCGCGCUUCGGUUUCACUUCUUCCAGCAGCCCGCGCGCAACUCGCUUACGCACCGCGGUGCUCGCGGCCGUGAUGCGCGUAGGAGGAACGGGCUUAGUUUCCACUGCGUGUGGCAGAUCCGUCACACGUUGGGGGUCCAGUUAGUAAUUUGAGUAAUAUUUUGCAGGAGAGUAAAUAUGGAUGUUUGUUUUCUAUUGUCAUUUAUUGCUACAGAGUGACGUGCACUGAUUUGCUCCUUUUACACUGCUUGGUGGGAUUUACUGCAAGUCAUGGUCAGUACCUUGCAGGGGUACUCCAGCACGUGGUGGGAUUCGAACCCAUGUCCUCAGAGUGUCAGGCUGGAGCAGCUGUAACCGGGGCGCCACGUGCUGAUGGGCUCAAAUCACACCAGGCUGUUGGUGUGGAUUUUUGGUGUAUGUAUGUAGCGGCACCGCGAUACUGGUGCCUCGUACUGGUAUACUGGUACUGGUACAGUAUUACCUUGUGGGAAAAAGCAAUGUGCUAAAGUUGGGGAUGAUGUAACAGUGAGCCACUAAGUGUACCACAAACCGUACCGCGUUUUACUUCACAGCGUCCGAGUCCGAGCUUCUUUCACCUUCCUAUUGAACUUGGCCAUGAAAUCCACACGGUGCAGCGUCCCCUUCACACCAUGCUGCCCUUUCCUCUAGCCACCCGUCCUCCGUCACACACUGGCCGCCUGACACACCCCCGUGAAGACACACCCCCCCCCCCUCCCCAGUGAGUCACCGCGCAACUCAUUUCCUCGCACUAUAAUACAGCUUUGUUUAUUUUGGGGAGGACAGAGCGGCGCGCGCACAACGCUACAAAAGGAGCGGCCCCGGCGACUGCGGUGUGUGAGACACACACGCACUUCUGAGAGAGACCGUGAGCAUCGGUGGAGCUGCCGAGCCUUACAGUGAGAUGAAAUUUUCUGAAAUCUCUGCAACAUGGCUUUGAUGAAGGGAGGAUUCAUUUUCACCGCACUGAUUAUUGGCUGCAUGACAGCGGCGACCACGGGAACCAUGGUUGGCAACAGCACUGUCAACGCAACCCUGGGUCAGUCAGUCACGCUGCCCUGCGUUUACAACCCUAAUGCCCCACUGGAUAAGCACUCCAUGAGGAUUUACUGGCAGUAUCAGGCUGGGAAAGAUCCAAUCGCGAUGAAGAUGUACAACAAAGGUGUGAUGGAGAUGGGAACACACAUCAACAAAAAGUACCAAGACAAGGCCAAGGUUGCUGUAGAAGAGCUGGAAAAGGGCAACUUCAACCUGACCCUCGAUGCCGUCGAGCACUCCGAUCAGGGCACCUACCAGACCGUGUUCAUGUACAACGACAAGAAGGUGUUAGAGUGCACCAACUGGGUGCAUGUUGGAGCGGAAUUCAGUAAGCCGGAAGUGAGUGUGGUGUCAUGCGUGACGUCAGUGGAGAAGGUGAAGGAGGUGGAGGUCACGUGCCGCACCCGGGGAGGUUUCCCCCGGCCGUCCAUCCGCUGGAGCUCCGGUAACUGUUCGGCGGACCAGGAGGCGGACGACAAAAUCAAGGAGAGCUCCCAGAACAAAACCUUCGUCGUGCGGAGCCGUCUGACGGUCAAUGCCAGUGUGGGGCAGAAGUACACCUGCAGCAUCUUCAACCCCACGCUGGGGACGACUCAGGAGAACUCGGUCACCGUCCUCCAGUGUCUCGUCCCGAAACCCUUCCCCACCACGAUUUGUGUCAUCAUGGUCGCCGUGGUAGUCGUCGCUGCUAUGCUGUUUGUCUUCUUCGCCUGCAGAAAAAAAAAUGCCAACAGACCCAGGGAGGGAACAACAGCAGCGGCAGCGUCAGCAGCAGGUUAUGAUCUGGAGACACAGAAAUUACAGGGCAACGGUAAUUAUGGAAACCACACCGACGAACAUGAUUCAAAGAUCUUGUGAGAGUUUCCUCGGCUUUCCCGCAGUGGAUCCCCCACGGCCGCUCCCUUUCUCGCCUGGACUUUCUGUGCUCUCGCAGAGGAGGAAGCGGUCCGCUGGAAGGGCUGCACCGGCGUCGAACGGCCACCCCCGCGCACCGGGGAUCCUUCGGCACGCUCAUCUAGAAAGCGGCGGGAACACGUUACACUAAAGGAGAUGGGAACUCCCCGUCCCGCUCGGGAGCGCUACGCUUUGCUGUCUGCUGAGGAUUAUGGGAAGUUGUUACGAUGGCCUCGCUUGGCGUCUGUUCCCUAUGGAAAUAACCUUGUCUGGGGUGUUUCCUCUUUGUCUUGGGGACACGUUUUGAACAGAGUCCAUCGCUCGGCGGCGUCCCUGUGGGACAGGUGUCGUGGCCUCAGAGCUUUUUCUCAUGGUGCCCACCUACCUCUGUAUUUUUCAUGUACAUGUGUGUCAUGUACUGUAUAUAUCAUGUAAUAUAUAUGUAAUUUAUCUGUGAUGCCCUUUAGGGCUUUAACCCCUUUCCUGUAAUGUACAGUAUAGUAUCUGCCAGUAAUUUAUCAAGUGUUUCCUUCGUGAAAUGUGAACUGUGGUGAGGAAACACUUCAGCAUUAUUUAACUUCAAAAGCUUUACUAAUACCAAGUUCUCACAUCGCUGCCUGUGUUUACCUGCGUAACCAUGGCAACGUGUCCACCUUGCACUUUCACCGAUUUGACGGCGUAGCUGCGGAUAAAAUGUUGCUCCGUGGACAUGUCGGCUUUACUGUGUUACCAGUGCAAAUUCACAUCUGACACAGUGAGCAAAUGCAAACUGAACUCUGCUGGGAAAGUUCUGGAAUGCUCCGUGCGCUCCUGGACUGUCCUGCGGAUGUUGCUCUCGUGUGAACAAUAGAUUAUCUUGUUCUUUUUCAUAUUGGAAAGAGUCAUUAAACUUCGCUUUACUUAACUUCAAAGUUUCUCAUUUUCCUCCCUUGUAUGUUUUUAUGUACAUAUGUAUGGGUGUGCUGCAGAAGAUAAUAAUAAUA